Messenger RNA from Myzus persicae (green peach aphid), 1012 nucleotides. RefSeq lists its product as uncharacterized. The coding region runs from base 205 to 978 and encodes 257 amino acids. The transcript has 2 exons. NCBI's taxonomy places the organism in Eukaryota, Metazoa, Arthropoda, Insecta, Hemiptera, Aphididae. The record is from RefSeq and is a predicted model, not a curated record.
AUGAGCCAAUCUCAUUUAAAAGUGUAAAACAUAAUAUAUAGUCCCCUUGGCCCCUAUUAUCUAAACAAAAGAACCUUAUAGAUUAUAAGUUACAUGUUGGUAUAGGUACCUACAAACUAUAAUUAUUUAAAUAUACAAAUUACUUAGCAACUGAUUUUAAUUUUUAAUUUAUCUGUAUAUGAACAUUUUUUUUUUUUAUACAACAUGAACAAAUGCGAUUGUAAAAAUCAAAUUUGUAUUCACCAUAAUGUUUAUGUACAACCACCAAGAGGUAAAUCAUAUGCAAAACAUGGAACUUAUAUUCGUCCAGAUAUUCCUAUGCAGUAUAAAACUGAACAAAAAUUAUCUUAUAAGAAUUACCCCAUUAAUGAAUUUAUAAAGAUAAAUUCAUCUUCAAAAAGUAACUGCGUAGAAGAUAGUUUAAAGUUUGGUUUUCAAUAUCCAUCAGAAACUAUUCAACAAUCCAGUUACAAAAAAUGGAGGAUUUCAGAUGAGUUGGAUAUUAAAAAACCAAGAGACUGUUCUGAUUUGAUUGGACGUGGUGCUAUAAACUUAAAUACUACUAAACAAUUUGAUUUUCAAAGAAAAAACAUUACUCCUCAAAGUAAACACUAUGAAAAACCUUGCAGUGUUUUUAAGUCAAAUAUCCCAACUGAUAUUCAAUCUACAGUUUAUCAAACAUCUUAUAAGGAUUCUAAAAUGGAAAAAAGGAAUAUUGACAUUUACAAACCUAAAAGUACUUACAUUACCCCAACAAAAAAAAUGGAAACAAUGACAACAAAUAAUAUAAAUUAUAAAAAUUGGAUCAGAAAUUCAAAUAAUUCAAAUAUUAAGACUAAUUACGAUUGCCAAACAACAAAAAAACCAAUAGAUCAUCAAACGACAUACAAUUAUUACUACACUGAACCAGGAACAUAUACAAAAGAAGUUACAUUUUCAUCAAAUGAUGAUUUAUGUAUUAAAGAGUGUUGUGAUUAAAAAUGGAUUAAUAAAUAUUCUACCACAUUUAAGU